Exophiala aquamarina CBS 119918 is the source of this 1623-nucleotide messenger RNA. RefSeq lists its product as uncharacterized. Gene Ontology annotation, cellular component: membrane. The transcript has 2 exons. The coding region runs from base 1 to 1623 and encodes 540 amino acids. Gene Ontology annotation, biological process: transmembrane transport. The record is from RefSeq and is a predicted model, not a curated record. NCBI's taxonomy places the organism in Eukaryota, Fungi, Ascomycota, Eurotiomycetes, Chaetothyriales, Herpotrichiellaceae. Gene Ontology annotation, molecular function: transmembrane transporter activity.
AUGGCGUCUGUCCAUCAGCACUUCUCAACUUCUUCUCAGCAGAGCUUGCCAGCCUCCACAUCCAACGAACGGGACGACAAUCAAGGCAAGAUCGAAAACAUGUCGGAUACAGAGUUCAACAAGACCAACACCAGCUCGAUGUCGGCUGACAAGGACAUCAAACUCCUGGAAGAUGGAGUGAUAACCACUGGCCAGGAGGGAGACAGCCGAAGAGUGUCGGCAAGCAUUGCCAUUGACCCUGCGGCCGAGAGACGCCUUGUCUGGAAGUUUGACCUCCGUAUCCUCCCAACUCUCGCAGUCAUGUACCUGUUCAACUCUCUGGACAAGUCGAACCUGGGAAACGCCAAAACAGCCGGCCUCGAGAAGACCUUGGGCCUUGUGGGUAAUGACUACAAUCUUAUCCUAUCGAUCUUCUUCAUCCCCUACGUCCUUACAGCUCCUUUCUUGGGCAUUGCAGGCAAGAAAUGGGGACCUGCCAACGUCCUACCCAUUAUGAUGUUCAGCUUUGGAACUUGCACCCUUCUCGUGGUCGCUGUUCAAAAUUUCGGAGGGCUUCUAGCUUUGCGAUGGUUUCUUGGAAUGGCUGAAAGUGCUUUUUUCCCACUUGUGAUCUACUAUCAAACAACAUUUUACCGCCGCGGUGAACUCGCCCGCCGUCUCGCUAUUUUCUACGCGGCGUCAUCGAUCGCAUCGGCUUUUGGUGGCCUGCUCUCGUAUGGAGUUUUCCAGAUCCAGGGAGGCAGCCUCGCCAAUUGGCGAUACCUCUUUCUCAUUGAAGGCAGCUGCACCAUCCUAUUUUCAUUCUUCGCUUUCUGGUAUCUCCCCAGAGAUGCCGCGAGCGCCAAAUUCCUGACUCCAGAGGAGAAGCAACUAGCAUUCUACCGGAUUCAAGUCGAUUCGUCCUCCGUUGUCGGAGAGAAAUUCAACUUCCGAUCUGCCAUGGCCAUCUUCAAGCACCCAACGAGCUGGAUCAUCCUCGGGAUUGAGAUCUGUCUCGGUGUGCCGUUGCAAUCCGUGUCAUUGUUUCUGCCUGUUAUCGUCAAACGCCUUGGCUAUUCCACGGUGAAGACCAACCUAUACACUGUAGCACCAAACAUCUCCGGCGCUGCUAUGCUUCUCAUUCUAGCAUUCGCCUCCGACUACACCAGACUCCGAUUUCCCUUCGUUGCACUCGGCUUCGCUUUCACCUGCAUUGGGUUUAUCAUCUACGCCACAGUCGACAUACAUUCUCAGCUGAACGUCGCUUACUACGCGUGCUUUAUGAUGACAUGGGGGACUAGUGCACCCAGCGUGAUUCUGGAUGUAUGGUACAACAACAACAUUGCGGACGAGAACAAGCGAAUGAUGCUGACCAGUAUCGGCGUCCCGGUCGCCAACCUGAUGGGUGUCGUUUCCAGCAACAUCUUCCAGAAUAAGGAUGCACCCAAGUACAUGCCAGCUUUGAUCACAACUGCAGCUUUUGGAGCCUGUGGGUGCUUUCUCACUCUUCUCCUCGGUGCUUGGAUGGUCAUUGACAACAAGAGACGGGAUGCUAAUGAUGGAAAGAAAGUCAGAGCCAUCGAUAUUCCUUCGGAGUUGUUGGCUGCCGGUCCCAGCAGUCCUAACUACCGCUGGUGCUAUUGA